Nasonia vitripennis (jewel wasp) is the source of this 3292-nucleotide messenger RNA. Its product is annotated as breast cancer anti-estrogen resistance protein 3. NCBI's taxonomy places the organism in Eukaryota, Metazoa, Arthropoda, Insecta, Hymenoptera, Pteromalidae. The transcript is spliced from 7 exons. Gene Ontology annotation, biological process: positive regulation of peptidyl-serine phosphorylation; small GTPase-mediated signal transduction. Bases 323 to 2902 code for a protein of 859 amino acids. Gene Ontology annotation, molecular function: phosphotyrosine residue binding; guanyl-nucleotide exchange factor activity. The record is from RefSeq and is a predicted model, not a curated record.
AAAGAUCAGUCAUUCAAGAUGAACUUAUUGCUAUGUACAUAAUAAUCUGGAAAGUUAACGAUUAGCAGCGACUUCCCUCGCUCUAUACUCCCUUCUCCGCUUCGUGAUCCUCUGCUCCUCGCAUUAUUCCCCACUUGUACGCGCGCACGGCUCUGCCUUUUCGCUCUUAUCUCUCUGUCCCUCUCCGUCUUUCUCUCAGUCAGCAUAGACAGUCGGCGUCGGUACGGCAUGUGCACAGGACGUCUACACACUAGAGCGAGUCCGUCAGUGCUCCGCAGUCACACAGUGUGUAUCCUAUUAUUAUACGGUGUGGCAGUGCGCGAUGGGCAAAUCCUCCAGCAAAUUGAAAUCCAGACGCAGCCAGAGUAUAGCAUGGAGCUUCAGGUUCCCAUCGGCGAACGGCCUGCACCAGGCUCUGGGCUCGAGCAGACGUCGAAAGAAGCAACAGCAGCGCGACGGCGUUGUCCUCGUCGCCAAUUCCGUCUCUUGCAAGGAUUUGAGCAGCGAGGGUAGAGAUCAGAGACGGGGAACUUUGGUAGCAAGUUCGUCGGAGAUAGUACUAGGCGAUGCUGCCGCGCCCUAUUCGCGCAGCGAUUCCACCGACACCAUCAAAGCCGUCGGCGAGGAGAAAGCCGCCGGCGCCGCGGCCCAGCCCCCCGGAUGUCGCGACCAGGAGCACGAGGAGCCGCUGCUGCUGCCACCCCGAGGAUCGGCCCCAGCCUCCGGCUGUUCCAGUCCACGAGCUAGUAUGUCGCAGGAGCCAGUCGAGGAGUCUGUCCGCAAGCUGCUCGAGCGCGAGCUGCGCCUGUUCGACCUGAUCGACCCCCGGGAUCUGCGCUCAUACGCCUGGUACCAUGGCAGCAGCUUACCAGGAGGUCGCAAGGGCGCCGAGGCUGAGAUCCCCAACGACGGGGACUUCCUGGUGCGCGACUGCAGCAGCCAGCCCGGCAACUACGUGCUCAGCGUCAGGCAUAAGGGACAGGCCCUCCACUUCGUCAUCAACAAGCUGGUCCUGCAGCCGGACACGGUCUACGAGCGCGUGCAGUACCAGCUCGAGGACGAAGCGUUCGACACGGUGGCCGACCUCGUUACCUUCUACGUGGGCAGCAAGCGGCCGAUCAGCCAGGCCAGCGGCGCGCGCAUCGUGAACCCGCGGCACCGCAGGCUGCCCCUGUCGAGCGGCUGCUCGGCGGCCUUCCUGGCCCCGGGACCCAGCGCCAGCUCCUCCUCGUCCUCCCUCUCGACGAGCACGCGCUCGCCGCCCCGGGUGCCCCGCAAGAAGGAGCGCAGCCAGUCGCUGACGGCGUACCAGCACUACCAGAGCCCGCCGCCACCGCAGCUGGUGCCCCUCCAGCAGCAGGCGCCGCAGCUCCAGUCCAGCACGCUGCCGAGGGUGCCGCCGAUCGGCGCAGGCCAGCAGAUGAGCUGCUCCCUCUCGCUCGGCCGGCAGAAGAUCUGCAGGGUCAUCUCCGACCCGGCGCUCAAGUUCCAGCAGCUCCAGCUGCAGCACCAGCGCCAGCUCGAGCCGAGCGAGCUGCAGGAGCCGCACUACCAGACGCCGCGGAACAACUCGGCGGUGCUGCCGGCCGGCUCCGGGGCCUACGACCUGCCGCCCCCCAAGCCGCCCAGGGUCCCGCGGCACCUCAAGCCCCCGCCGCUCCCGCCUCACCCGUAUCACCAGCAGCACCAGCAGCACCAGUCGAGCAAGGGCCAGCAGCAGCAGGCCUCGGGCAGCGACAGCGGCAACGGCUCCGGGGACAGCGAGUUCGAGGCCGGGGCCCACGCGGCUGCCUGCGCCCUGCCCAUGCAGCCCGCCAUGAAGGGCAUCAUCAUCCGCAGCUACCACCAGGCCAAGGCCCUCGGGCUGAGCGACCUCGACAUCAGGCAGUGGCAGGAGCUCGAGAGGCGGAUACUCGAGACCACGCCCAAUUAUGAGAUAGCCUCGGUCCUCGACCUCGAGAACUUCAACACCCUGCUGCUGCCGACGGUCGAGCACAAGCCCCUUGACGCCACCGCGCUCAGGGCGGUCACGGGCAUGCUCUACGAGACGGCCUCCAGGGUGCUGGCCUCGCACCUCACCAAGAUCGACGUCGACAUGCUGCUCAAGGUUCACGUCGAGGACCCGCCGAACUUCCGGGACGGCCGCUGCGGCCUGGAGCUCCUGGUGCUGCCCUAUGCGAGGCAGACCCGGCUGGACGUGAUCGAGAGGACCGAGUGCCUGAAGCUCCUGGUGGCUGUGACCGUGCUGACCUGCGGCACGCCGGCGGAGCGAGCCGCGACGAUAAGCCGAUGGAUCCAGGUGGCCAUCGAUACGAAGACCGCCCUAGGCAACCUCUUCGGCUUCUGCUCGAUCAUGCUGGCCCUCUGCCUGCCGCAGAUCCAGAGGCUCACCGACACCUGGCACCUGCUCAGGCAGAAGCACACCGACGAGGCCUUCACCUUCGAGGCCAAGCUCAGGCCCACCCUGCGGGCGAUGAACGAGUGCACGGAUCCCCAGGCGCCCAACACCACGAUACCCCACGUCCUGCCCAUCGCUCUGCUCAACGAACGGACUCACGACGAUGUCCUCGGUAACGCGCCGCCCUCGGCCCUGGCAGCGGCGGUGCUCUCGCCGUGGGAGAACUCCGCGGCCGACUGCGGCCUCUCGAUAAUGUGGGCGCACCUCGAGGCCUCCCGCAAGAUGACCGAGAAUCUCACGCUCUUCCGGCGCAACGCCGAGAUCGCCCUCGAGGGCUGUCGGAGCGACGAGCUGAUCAGCGACGCCUUCCGCACCGAGUUCCACGUCAGAUUUCUCUGGGGCAGUCGCGGCGCCUUCGUUAACGCCAGCGAGAGGCACGCCAAGUUCGUGCAGGUCCUCGACGCCAUGUACGACAAGUGCGCGGCCACGGAGCAGCAGGCCUAACAACCCUUAUAGCGCGUCGAUGCGUUUUUUGUAUCCCCGUUACCCGAUGCCCUGUCACGCCCCUCGCAUCGUGUUACUUUCCUUCCCGUUCGACUUUCCGGAGCCGAGUUUCGCGACGGCGACUCUGGCGAAGCUAUACGUUAUUUUAUCGCUUGGACUCUGCAAUUUUAGUGCGCUGGAAAACCCUAACUUUACAAAGAACGAGAAUCAAAGAAGCCUAAUCAAAACAGCUACUUUGCUGUAUAUAUUCGGAGUUACGCGCUGCUGCGUGGAUGCUCCUGUGGAAUUACAAACUCGUUAUUUUUUUAUCGAACGGUCGAGUCGUGCAGAGACAGGCGUCGUUUCGUCGAUCGACUUGGCUCCGAAGGAAGAAAAACGCGCGCGUGCACA